AUGCUCACUGAACUUAAACGAUGGAAGAUGAAGAAAUGCUACGACAGCCAUGACACAACAACUGCAGAUAGCACUGCCAUAAUGCGUCAUUUUAUUAGAAAUCUGGGAAAAUAUGUCUGCUCAUGCCCCUCCUGCCCCUCCUACUGUGCCUCCUGCCCCUCCUGCUGUCCCUCCUGCCCCACCUACCGUCCCUCCUGCCCCUCCUGCUGUCCCUCCUGCCCCUGCUACUGUCCCUCCUGCCCAUCCUUCUGUCCCUACUGCCCCUCCUACUGUCCCUCCUGCCCCUCCUACUGUCCCUCAUACCCCUCAUGCGGCUUUUCCUUCCCUUCCUGCUGUCUCUACUGCCCCUCCUGCUAUUGUUCCUGCCCCUACUGUUGUUCCUGCCCCUCCUGCUGUAUGUCCUGCCCCUCCUGCUGUCCCUCCUGCCCCUCCUGUUGUCCCUCCUGCUGGGCCUGCUGACCAUCCUGCUGUCCCUCCUGCUGUACCUCCUGCUGUCCCUCCUGCUGUCCCUCCUUCUGUCUCUCCUGUCCCUCCUGCUGCCCCUCCUGCUGUUGCUCCAGUCCCUCCUGCUGUCUCUCCUGCUCUUUCUGCUGCCCCUGCUGCCCCUCCUGCUGUCUCUCCUGCCCCUCCUACUGUCUCCCCUGACGCUCCUGCUGUCCCUCCUGCCCCUCCUGCUGUCUCUCCUGUCCCUCCUGCUGUCCCUCCUGUCCCUCCUGCUGUCUGUCCUGUCCCUCCUGCUGUCCCUGCUGUCCCUCCUGCUGUCUCUCCUGUCCCUCCUGCUGCCCCUCCUGCUGUCUCUCUUGCCCCGCCUGCUGUUUCUCCUGCCCCACCUGCUGUUGCUCCUGCCCCUCAUACUGUUGCUCCUGCCCCACCUGCUGUUGCUCCUGCCCCUCAUACUGUUGCUCCUGCCCCUCAUACUGUUGUUCCUGA
Molecule: messenger RNA, 930 nt
Organism: Ylistrum balloti
Lineage: Eukaryota; Metazoa; Mollusca; Bivalvia; Pectinida; Pectinidae
Product: keratin-associated protein 4-6-like
Exons: 1
Source: RefSeq, a predicted model, not a curated record